This is a messenger RNA of Aegilops tauschii subsp. strangulata, 5007 nucleotides long. Its product is annotated as disease resistance protein RGA5. Lineage: Eukaryota; Viridiplantae; Streptophyta; Magnoliopsida; Poales; Poaceae. Gene Ontology annotation, molecular function: ADP binding; protein binding. The record is from RefSeq and is a predicted model, not a curated record. Gene Ontology annotation, cellular component: nucleus.
GCUUCCCCUCUCCUCUCGUCCAAACACUAGCCACACUCCUCUUCGGAGACGAGGCCACCGGACAUGUAUGACCCCGGCGGCAGCUCCUCGUCCCGGCCGCGUGGCGCGGAUGAGCUGCAGCCGGAGGUGGUUCUCUACACGGCGUCGCGCCGCAGAGGGCGCACCUCCGCCGACCGCUACGCCUUGUGCGCCCUGCUGCGCGGCUACGGCCUGGCCGUGGACGUGCGCGACGUGUCCAGGAGCAAAGCGCACCGCUGCGAGCUCAAGUCCUUGCUUGCGGCUCGGGGCUGCGCCUUCUCGCUCCCGCAGCUCCUCGUCGGCGGCCGGCUCGUCGGCGGCCCUGACGAUGUUAGGCAGCUGCACCGGGCCGCCGGGCUGCGGCCUCUCCUCGACGGCGCCCCAAGGCCGAGCCCCGCCUUCGUCUGCCAAGCCUGUAAGAGGGUCGGCUCCGUGCCGUGCCCAAAGUGCAGCGAGCCCCGCAACAAGAUGCUGGCUCAUGGCAUUAUCGAGGAAGAGGAGGAGGAGAGGGUUGUCCUAUUUUAUCCAACCCAAGAUGUUUCAAUGGGAGGUAGAGGCAGAGAGAUGGAUGCCAGUUUCAGUGUUUCUCUUGGCGCCAUGAGCCCCCUUCUUAAGAAGCUUGACAUGAUGCUAGGUCCUCAUGGAUGCAAGCUGACCAAGGGGGUCAAUGAUAGGUCGCAGCUCCUCAAAGAUGAUCUUGAAGAAAUAGCCGCAUACCUUGAAGAUCUGUUAGAGGUGGAGGACCCUCCCAUGAUGGCCAAGUGCUGGAUGAAAGAAGCACGGGAGUUAUCUUAUGACAUCCAAGAUUGCAUUGACAACUUUGUGCCCCCUGAGUCUCUUGGCUACAAAUCUGACCACAAGAUGACUCAUGUUAAGAUUCCCAAGAGACUCAAGUGGCAGAAACAGAUUGAAUAUGCAGCUCCUGAUGUGUCAGGACAUGUUAUCUCCAAAAUCAUUCGUGUUGAUGUCAUUCGUGCUCCCAGGAAGCUCAAGUUGUACCAGCAGAUGGUUGAAAAGGUGUCAGAAUUCAGGAUCUAUGCUCGGGAGGCGAUCCGACGGUACGAGAGGUACCAGCUCCAUUCUUGUAGCACCUCGGCGGCACGUAGAUUUUCAGCCAUUGGGCCUAUAAUGCCAAUGCCGCCAAUGCCUUGUGAGAAAACUUGUUCCGGCCUAGUAAUUGAUGGUCGGAUGAGCAAGUUUAUUAACUCUCUGGCUAACGACGCGGAUCAGCAGCUCAAGGUGGUGUCUAUUCAUGGAUUUGGAUGUCUUGGUAAAACAAUGCUUGCCAAAGUGUUGUACAAUAAAAUUGGGAGGAAAUUUCAUUGCCGGGCUUUCGUCCGGGUGUCCAAAAAGCCUGAUAUGAAGAGGCUUUUCCACGACAUGCUAUCACAAUUACAGCGGAAGCAGCCCCAAGCAAGCCAAGAUGCUUCUGAUGAACUUCGCAUUACUGCUGAAAAUAUCGGCAAUUGUCUACAUGGCAAAAGGUAUCUAGUUGUUGUUGAUGAUUUGUGGGAUACAUCAGCAUGGGAUGUUAUUAAUCAGCUUUUUCCCAAGGGUAGUCAAGGCAGCAGAAUAAUAACAACUACACAGAUUGAAUAUGUUGCAUUAGCAUGUUGCAGCGAUGACCCAGAACAAGUUUUUGAGAUGAAUCCUUUGGAUGAUGAUCACUCAAGGAAGCUAUUCUUUGACAGGCUUUUUGGUUCUGAAAGUAACUGUCCUGACGAAUUGAAACAAGUUUCAAGCCAAAUUGUAGAAAUAUGUGGUGGUUUACCGCUAGCAACCGUCAGCAUUGCUAGUCUUUUAGCAAACCAGCCUUUUGUAUCAGUGGAUUUAUUGACACACAUACAUGAUUCGUUAGUGUCUUGUUUGUCAUCAAAUUCAACUUCAGAAAGAACGAGACAAGUACUGAACCUCAGCUACCACAGGCUUCCUCAUUACCUCAAGACAUGCUUGCUCCAACUUGGCAUGUAUUCAGAGGGCUCCAUAAUCUUCAAACAUGACCUGGUCAGGCAAUGGGUGGCUGAAGGGUUUCUUGCUGCAAGUGAAGGGCAAAAUAUGGAAGAAGUUGCUGGAAUGUAUUUUGAUCAACUUGUUGAUAGAAGAUUCAUCCAACCUGUGUCUAUCAACUUCAACAAUGAGGUGGUGUCCUGCACAGUUCAUGCCCUGGUGCAUGAUCUUGUUGCGCACAAGUCUGCCGAAGAGAAUUUCCUUGUGGUGCUAGAUCACAAUCGAAAUAAUUUGACAGUUUCUCAUAAGGUCCGUCGACUGUCUCUCCAACUUGGUGAUACAAAAUAUGCCAAGAUACCAGCAAACAUCAGAAAGUCACAAGUACGGUCACUUGGAGUUUUUGGAUUAUCAGAGUGCAUGCCCUGCAUUGCAGAGUUCAAGCUUGUUCGUGUUCUGAACCUUCAGCUAUCUGGCCAUCAUAAUGGCGACCAAGACCUGGCUAUAGACCUCACUGGGAUAUCUGAAUUGUUCCAUCUUGUAUAUCUGAAGAUUGUAUGUGAUGUCUGCAUAAAAUUGCCAACCCGUAUGAGAGGGCUGCAGUGCUUGGAAACACUGGAUGUUAUGGAUACACCAAGAGGCACCUAUGUUCCAUGGGACAUUAUAUAUCUGACACGCUUGUUGCACCUCAGUCUUCCUCCUGACACAAAUCUUGUGGAUUGGUCUUUCGGUGACGAUCUGAGCCUUUGCAGGCCGAACCACCUGCAGGAUCUUUGCAUUUCUACACCGCCUUCUUCAGAUUCCGGCCAUCUGAUGAGAAACAUGUAUGCUCUUGAUUAUUUAAGGUAUGGACAUGACAGCCUGAAAAGUAUAAAACUGGUGGCUCACGGAUCCUCGGUUAGCUAUGGUGAUGCUUCAAAAGCAGGAUUUAAGUGGGUUUUGGAUAAACUUACGCACCAUGUCCAGAGAGUUGAGGUCUCACCGCACAGCCCCGUCGUAUUUUGUGAUAUGCAUUUGUGGAAUAUCCAACAUGGCAACCUAUGCAUUCUGAAAAUUGCAGUGGAUGGACUGUCAGUAAAUGAUGUUGAUAUUCUUAGAGGGUUGCGUUGCCUCACUGCUCUGUCGUUGUAUGUGGAGAAGUCACCUGGUAUUAAGAUAAUCUUUGGCACGGCUGCUGGAUUCACCGCUCUCAAGUACUUGAAGCUUAGGUUCAUGAGUGGAAUAGCUUGGCUAAAAUUUGAGGCGGACGCAAUGCCAAAUCUCUGGAAGCUCAGGCUCGUUUUCGACGCCAUCCCCCCACUGGUGGACCAACGACUUGAACUUUAUUCUGUGCCUGACCUGUGGAAACAAUAUCGGCAUGGUACUGCAUUAAUCAGCAUCGACCAUAUGACAGGCCUUAGAGAAGUCUCUGCAAAAUUUGGAGGUGCAGCUGUUGAUCUGCAGUAUGUCUCGAGGAUUGGCGUAGUUAUUAAUCAUCGGGGCAAUCCUGUAAUCAGCGUGCAAUUAGUUGACUCUGGUUCCUAUUGUGAGGAAAGCACAGUACAGAAACAACAAUCAGAUGAUGAUAAAAGGAUAUCAUGGAGGUCACCGGAGUCUUGUUCGCGCCUGCAUCCUCCAGGUGUAGAGGAGGGUGGAGAGCAGCAGGAUGUGGUCUCGUGGAGCAAUACCAUUGGUGUGAUAGGUCGUGACCUCUUCAUCUAUUGCCUCCACCGCCUCUCCAGGUGGGAAUAUGGCGCCAUCGCCUCCCUCAACCAUGAUUUCAAUUCCGUGGUUCGCAACGGGGACAUCUACCGCCUGCGUCGCAAGAACGGGGUCGCAGAGCACUGGCUCUACCUCUCUUGCGGUAAUAAUCCUCCGGAGUGGGAAGCUUAUGACCCGUCCACUGGGCGCUGGAUCCAAGUGCCCAACAUUCCACCGGCUCAAAUCGUCAUCUGGGAGUCGCUCGCUGUAGGAACCGAGCUGCUGGUGUUUGGGUCCUGGGGAAGGGUUGCCUUGAGAUAUAGCAUCCUUACCAAUUCAUGGACAGGGCUGGCGGAUGCGAUGAACACCCCGCGGUACUCGUUUGGGUCAGCGAGUGUCGGUGAAAAGGCGUAUGUCGCGGGAGGCGUUGAUUCUUCUCUUAUUAAUGUAUUGAGCUGCGCAGAGAUGUAUGACUCAGAGACACAUACUUGGACACCCCUUCCCAGCAUGAAUAGGGCUAGGUACGGAUGCUCUGGCGCGUUCAUGGAUGGCAAGUUCUAUGUGAUUGGUGGUAAUAGCAGUAGCCGCGAGCUAUUGACAUGCGGUGAGGAGUAUGACUUGAUCCUGCGGUCAUGGAGGCUCAUCGACAACAUGUCUCAGGGGCUCAACCAGACAAGCCGGGGAGGUCCUGUGCUCCUUGCAGUUGUGAACAAUGAGCUUUAUGCCGCUGAUUACAGAGAGGAUGAAUUGAAGCAGUAUGAUAAGCAGGACAAUAAGUGGAUCACUCUUGGGAAAUUACCUGUGCGGUCUAAGCAAGAGGGCAGUGACAUUCGUUUCCGAGCUUGUGGUGACCGGCUGAUUGUUAUUGGGUCUCCAAACAAUUCUAGUGAUGAAGAAGUGGUUGAGCUUCAUUCAUGGACCCCGGAUGGGCAACCGCCUGUGUGGAAUUUGCUUACCACAAAGCCACAAGGGGUCUACCGGAUUGUGUGCGCGGUGAUGGGUUGCUGAGUCGGUCGAUUCAAUAUGAUGCGGGCUGUGCCUCAUCCUCAGCCUGAAUUUCUUGGGAGCACUCCGCUGAUGAUGAUAUAAAAAGAGAAGACAUGAAUGAGUUCCAGAGAAAGUGCCUGCAGAAACAUCCGAGUUUUAGUCACUCGCUGUUAUUUCCAGUUGCAAUUUGUGUUCCAAUAAUGUUUUGACGCUUUCUACGGUGUUCUGAUGAUCUUCAUCUCCAUCACCAAACUUUAUCCGUACAGUAAAACAGUAAUCUCAGUUACCUUUCAAACAUCGAAUUCGGUCUCUAGCUUGCCCUCUUGUUUUGUUCAAGAUUUUUCAAACUCUGAAUAAAAAGCAAUUUGGACCCGACGA